AUGGCUUUGCUGGCUGCCACGCUCCUUUUCUCUCUGUCUCUAUUCAAAGGAAAACAGGGAUCAGCAGCUGCUCAAUAUAACUGUGUUUUCCUGGGAGAAGAAGGGUCAAACAGUCUUUAUGAAGAUGGUGAUGUAGUUAUUGGGGGUUUAUUCCCUCUACAUUACAGCCCUGUACCCUCUCUUCUCACAUUUAAAGAAAGACCAUCACCUAAUUCUUAUAAUUAUUUCAGUGCUCGUGCCCUUCGCUGGAUGCAGACAAUGGCUUUUACAAUCAGAGAAAUCAACGAGCGCACCGAUCUCUUGCCACAACUCAAACUUGGGUACCACAUUCUUGACAGCUGUGAUGAGAUAUCUGUUUCCUUGAGAGCAUCCUUUUUGUUAGUGAAUGGGGAGCCAGAGAGAGGCCUUAAAGCUGAGAGAGGAAGGAGAAUUGCGAGUAAAAAUGAAGCCCUUCAUUUAGGAUGUUCUGCUGUGAACAGAACGCUGUCCUCAGUUAUCAUAGGUGACGCUGGGUCUGGUGUUUCUAUGGCUCUGCUACAAAGUCUGGGUUCUUUUCAUAUUCCAGUGGUGAGCUAUUUUGCCUCAUGCAGCUGCCUGAGCAAUCAAAGGGAAUUUCCCACCUUCAUGAGGACAAUGCCUAGUGACGCCUUCCAGAUUAAAGCCCUGGCCCAGUUGGUCCGCUAUUUUGGCUGGACCUGGGUGGGAGUUAUUGGAGUAGAAUCUGAUUAUGCUCGCUUUGCCAUACAGCUUUUCCUUCAGGAAUCAGUGCAUUAUGGUGUAUGUGCUGCCUACACACAUUUCUACCCUGUGGGUCUAAGCCACCAGGAUCUUGAAAAGCUUCUUAAUAUAAUUCAGAGGUCAUCUUCAAAAGUCAUCAUUAACUUUUCAGGAGAGGCAGAAAUGCAGGGCAUUCUAAGAGAAAUGCAACGUCUAAAUUUGACUGGCUUUCAAUGGAUAGCCAGUGAGGCCUGGGCCACCUCUAAGUCGCUUUGGGAAAAAUCAGACAAUCUUCUAAAGGGCACUCUUGGAUUUGCAAUACAGAGAGCUAUUGUGAUACCAGGGCUGCAGCAACAUCUUCUGGAUCUCACACAUUCAGCUAUUCAUAAAUUAGCAUUCUUAACAGAAUUUUGGGAGGAAACAUUUAACUGUCGACUAAAUGGAUCUGUCAACAACCACUUUCAUGGGUUAGGAAGCAAUCAAGGCAGAGCUCCGUGUAAAGGGACUGAAGAUUUGAAUGACGUUUACUCUCCUUAUUCUGAUGUCACGCAACUGCGAGUGUCCUAUAAUGUCUACAAAGCUGUGUAUCUUGUAGCUUAUGCCUUGCAAGAUAUGAGUAAUUGCAAAGCUGGAGAAGGACCGUUUCUUAAAAAAACUUGUGCAGAUCCAAAGAAUUUUGAACCCUGGCAGCUUCUCCAUUACAUGAAGCUUGCAAAUUUUUCCGCACUAGGAGAGAAAGUCAACUUUGAUCAAAAUGGUGACCCAAUUGCUUAUUAUGAUCUAAUGAACUGGCAGAGGGGGCCUGAUGGAUAUCUAAAUUUGGUAAAAGUAGGUUUCUACGAUGCCUCCCUUCCUGCUGGACGCAGCUUGGUCAUAAAUGACUCAGCAAUUAUGUGGCCAGUUGGAAAGCAGGCAGUCCAGUCUGUGUGCAGCAAUAGCUGUCCUCCAGGUUCCCGUGUUGCCAGAAGAAAAGGAGAACCUAUUUGCUGUUAUGACUGUGUCCCUUGUGCUGAAGGAGAGUUUAGUAAUACAACUGAUUCUUUAGAUUGCUCAAGAUGUUCUGACGACACAUGGCCUAAUAAUGACAGAGAUCUCUGCAUACCUAAAACAAUUGAGUAUCUAUCUUACUUUGAGCUCAUGGGUGUUCUGCUGUGUGCUGCCUUGACAAUAGGAGCCUCUUUUUCCCUUAUUAUCAUUGCUAUAUUCUACUCUUAUAAAGACACAGCUCUAGUUCGAGCAAACAACAUGGAGUUGAGCUUUCUGCUGCUGAUCUUUAUCACCAUUUGCUUCCUUGUUGGUCUACUGUUCCUUGGUAAGCCUUCAGACUGGCUCUGCUGGAUCAGAUAUCCAGCAUUUGGGAUCAGUUUUGCCCUCUGUCUUUCAUGCCUCCUGGCCAAGACAACAGUGGUUUUAAUGGCUUUCAGGUCCAGAUUACCAGGAAGUAAUGCAAUGAAAUGGUUUGGAAACAAACAGCAGAGAGCCAGUGUGUUUUUGGGAACCGCUGUCCAGGUUCUUGUCUGUCUUAUUUGGCUGCUUACCAGUCCACCCCAUGCCAAUUACAAUACAGAUUACCACAGCUCUAAAAUAAUCAUUGAAUGUGCAACUGGUUCAGAUGUUGGUUUUUGGCUUGUUCUUGGAUACAUCGGAAUCCUGGCUUGCAUGUGCCUCGCGUUGGCCUUUUUGGCACGGAAGCUGCCUGAUCAUUUCAACGAGGCCAAGUUCAUUACCUUUAGCAUACUGAUCUUCUUUGCUGUUUGGGUUACUUUUAUCCCAGUUUAUAUGAGCACCAUUGGAAAAUAUACUGUUGCUGUCCAUGUUUUUGCUAUUUUAGCCUCAGCUCUAGGAUUACUCUUUUGCAUUUUUGCUCCAAAGUGCUAUGUCAUUUUGCUAAAACCUGAAAAGAACACAAAGAAACAACUGAUGCAAAGAUAA
Molecule: messenger RNA, 2649 nt
Organism: Cyprinodon variegatus (sheepshead minnow)
Lineage: Eukaryota; Metazoa; Chordata; Actinopteri; Cyprinodontiformes; Cyprinodontidae
Product: extracellular calcium-sensing receptor-like
Exons: 8
Coding region: 1-2649 (882 amino acids)
Biological process (GO): G protein-coupled receptor signaling pathway
Cellular component (GO): membrane
Molecular function (GO): G protein-coupled receptor activity
Source: RefSeq, a predicted model, not a curated record